Dracunculus medinensis (Guinea worm) is the source of this 576-nucleotide messenger RNA. The record is from the annotation of a GenBank genome assembly. NCBI's taxonomy places the organism in Eukaryota, Metazoa, Nematoda, Chromadorea, Rhabditida, Dracunculidae.
AUGUUUAUGUCUAUAAAAAUAUCAGUUAUUUGUGCCUUACAAGAGCGCAUGAUAGCAUAUGAACAGUAUAUGAAAAAUCAUAUAUUAUAUGUGAAUGCUGGUUGGCUCGCUGAAAUUUCGACAUUUUUCUUGUCCGUGUUUUUUCCUGAUCAUUCACAUUCCAGUGAAGUAAUAUUAAGCUCAGAAAUUUUAUAUGAAGACGUGUUGGAAUUAUUAAGAGUAGUUUGUUAUUGUCCGAGAAAAAAACCAAUUACAGUCUCGAACGUCGCUGUCGUGCUACAAAUGGCUCACUAUUUUGGAAUGCAAUCAGUACUUGAAAGUUGUCGAAAUUUUAUUAACCAUAAUGUUGAUACACUUAGUCGAACUCGAUUAUUUCAAUUGACAUGUGCGCUUGCUCAGUGUGAUCGUCAUUCACCUACAAUGUCACUUUUAAUUGAUAAAUUGUCGACAAUUAAAGAAGAGGAAUUGUCGGCAUUGCAUUUUUCUGAGGUACCUGGCGAUGUUGUGGCUGAUGUAUUCGCAACGAAAAUAAAACGAAAUCAGUUGAAAAAAAGAAAGUGGUGUUGUUAUUUUUAA